AUCAAGAGCUGCAACCAUGAUAAAUAUGAUGCGCUGGUGAAGAUUAAGACUGAACAUGAGGAUCUGACGCCCACCAGAAGCUCCAGUAAUCAGCAAACGUCCUCUGGUACUGUCAGCAUUAACACCUCUCUCAGUCCCACACAGGAAGAAGGAAACGUCUGCUCACAGUGUGGGAAGAGCUUUAAGUACCAGUGUCAUCUCAAAAGACACCAGCGCAUUCACACUGGAGAGAAACCGUAUGAGUGCUCACAGUGUGGGAAGAGUUUUAAUCAACAGAGUGGUCUCAAAACCCACCAGCGCAUUCACACAGGGGAGAAACCGUAUCAGUGCUCACAAUGUGGGAAGAGUUUUGAUCGAUUAAGUAAUCUCAAAACCCACCAGCGCAUUCACACUGGAGAGAAACCAUAUCAGUGCUCACAGUGUGGGAAAAGUUUUAAUGUACAGUGUCAUCUUAAACGACACCAGCGCAUUCACACUGGAGAGAAACCGUAUCAGUGUUCACAGUGUGGGAAGAGUUUUAAUACAAAAAGUAUUCUUAGCAAACACCAGCGCAUUCACACUGAAGAAAAACCAUAUCAGUGCUCACAGUGUGGUAAGAGAUUUAAUGCACAGGGUCAUCUCAAAGAACAUCAGCGCAUUCACACUGGAGAUAAACCGUAUAAGUGCUCACAGUGUGGAAAGAGUUUUAAUCAACAGAGUGCUCUCAAAAUACACCAGCGCAUUCACACUGGAGCAAAACCAUAUCUGUGCUCAGAGUGUGGGAAGAGUUUUAAUCAACAGAGUGCUCUCAAAAAACACCAGCGCAUUCACACUGGAGUGAAACCGUAUCCGUGCUCACAGUGUGGGAAGAGUUUUAAUCAACAGAGUGCUCUUAAAAUACACCAGCGCAUUCACACUGGAGAGAAACCAUAUCUGUGCUCACAGUGUGGGAAGAGUUUUAAUCAACAGUGUGCUCUCAAAACCCACCAGCGCAUUCACACUGGAGAGAAACCAUAUCAGUGCUCACAGUGUGGAAAGAGUUUUAAUGAACAGGGUAAUCUCAACAAACACCAGCGCAUUCACACUGGAGAGAAACCGUAUCAGUGCUCACAGUGUGGAAAGAGUUUUAAUGAACAAAGUAAUCUCAACAAACACCAGCGCGUUCACAUUUUACAGAAAUGAUGCUCACAGUGUGGGAACUGCUUUGCUCAUUUAUCAACAUUUAGACACAAGUGUGACACAUCAGAUUGUACCAAACAAGCUAAAAUAAAAAAUAUAUAUAAAUCCUCCCUAAGUGAGUGAGUGUUGGGGAGAAAAGGUUAGCAAUUAAUUCAUUAUACUGUGUAAUUAACAGCUAAUAAUCCAUUACAGGGCACCACUGUCAGUUUUAAAGGGAAAUUACCAGGAAAUCCAGAUUUAUAACAGAUCAGUCACUUCCUGUUAGAGUAAAGUUUGUUAGGUCGAUUAUUUCUCUCACUCAGGGAAUCAAACUCACAGCACUAAAUUCUAAAUCAUUAAAAUAUCAUAACACAUACAAUAACAUUUAAUAAGUACAUAGUCAUAAUAAAAGUAUCUGUAGGUAAAACUAUUACUGAAACAGGUCUGCACACACAAAGGUCAUCACACGCUGUGCAAUGACCUUGGUUGGAUAGGUUGAAUUUUCUACACACAGCCGAAUAGGAACUUUACCUUGACAGAAUUACUGUGUUGCCUCAUUUCAACUCACUUAGAGAGGUGUGGCGUGCAGGAGAUGAACUUUCCUUAAGAUCACGUGACGAAAUAGGUGCUGCCCAUCAUGCAGGUUACCCACUUGUGGUCAGACUUUUGGUGUAGGAUGUUAUUUUUAUUUUCUUGAUUAUGGGUUAGUCUCCAGUUUUAGUGCAUAGACUUCACAUAGUCCUUUUCAACCAGAAAGUUGGUUCUUGAAAUGGUUCCAUUCGGGCUUCUUAGAACUCUGGUGAUACUUAGAGAAACAGACUGUGUUUACACCAGUUUUUCAUUGAACCGAUGAUGUGUCUUCAACGGAGGGCUCUGCACAAUGGCAGUAAACAGUAGUAACAAGAUGGCGGAGAACGUUUGUGCUGUUGUUUAAGACAGGCAAGCCUACUGACACGGUCAGGGUCAUUCUAACCUGCUUCAAUAAACUGUUUUUACAUGUUGACACAGAUGUUACUUGUAUAACUUAUUGAGCAUGCAUCAACUUGUAUAACUUGUCUUCACAUACAGCAGUUGCUACAGUUCGGGCAAAUGGUCACCUGUUUAUUUGUAGUAGAUAUUGGAGUGUGUUUGCGUCAGUGGAAGCGUGGGUGUUUGGUCAACGCACAAACUUUUCUACUCAUGCAAAAAGACGCUUAGCGCACACACUCAAGUUUGAUAUAGAAAUUAGGGGUCCUAGAACUGCCCAGGAUUUUUCCUGAUCAGUUACUGCCAAGACUUCACGGGCCUCCCAGUCUAGAGGUGGCAGGAUGAUCAUUUAAAGAGCUGAUUGGUGAGGUUUUUUCCCUUUUGCUAUGUGUUGCAUGGAUUAAUAUUGUUAUGGUCACUUCUUUGUCAUUUAUGUAUUUUCCUUGCUGUUGCUUGUUUGAUAAUGAAAUAUAUUCUUUACACCAAUACACA
Messenger RNA from Trichomycterus rosablanca, 2595 nucleotides. Its product is annotated as zinc finger protein 501-like. The annotation marks the transcript as partial. Gene Ontology annotation, biological process: regulation of transcription by RNA polymerase II. The transcript has a single exon. The record is from RefSeq and is a predicted model, not a curated record. Gene Ontology annotation, molecular function: DNA-binding transcription factor activity, RNA polymerase II-specific; RNA polymerase II cis-regulatory region sequence-specific DNA binding. Gene Ontology annotation, cellular component: chromatin; PcG protein complex; transcription regulator complex. NCBI's taxonomy places the organism in Eukaryota, Metazoa, Chordata, Actinopteri, Siluriformes, Trichomycteridae.